Molecule: messenger RNA, 4222 nt
Organism: Cygnus olor (mute swan)
Lineage: Eukaryota; Metazoa; Chordata; Aves; Anseriformes; Anatidae
Gene: ROBO3
Product: roundabout guidance receptor 3
Exons: 25
Coding region: 153-4178 (1341 amino acids)
Biological process (GO): axon guidance; cell-cell adhesion
Cellular component (GO): axon; plasma membrane
Molecular function (GO): protein binding
Source: RefSeq, a predicted model, not a curated record
UGCUGAGUCCGGCCGUGCCGCGCCGAGCUGAGCCGAGUCCUGCCGUGCCGUUCUGGGUCUGGCAGCGCCGAGCCGAGCCGAGCCGUGCCGUGCCGGAUCCGGCCAGGCCGUGCCGGGUCCGGCCGUGCCGGGCCGUGCCGAGCCGUGCCAGCAUGCUGCGGUACCUGCUGAAGACGCUGCUGCAGAUGAACCUGUUCGCGGACUCGCUGGCGGCCGAGAUGUCCAACUCCUCCGAGCUGCUGCUCGGCCUCAACGGCAGCAUCACCGCGCUCGACCUCCGCAACCUCACCGCCGCCAACGGGUCCCACCCACAGCUGGAGGACUCGGCACCCCGCAUCGUGGAGCACCCCUCGGACCUGCUGGUGUCCAAGGGUGAGCCGGCCACGCUGAGCUGCAAGGUGGAAGGACGCCCCCCGCCCGCCGUCGAGUGGUACAAGGACGGUGAGCGGGUGGAGACGGACCGUGAAGACCCCCGCUCCCACCGCACGCUGCUGCCCGGCGGCUCCCUCUUCUUCCUCCGCAUCAUCCAUGGCCGCCGCGGCAAACCUGACGAGGGCGUCUACGUCUGUGUGGCCAGGAACUACCUGGGUGAAGCCACCAGCAGGAACGCCUCGCUGGAGGUGGCUGUGCUGCGGGAUGAUUUCCGGCAGCCCCCCGGGGAUGUGGUGGUGGCGGUGGGUGAGCCGGCCGUCCUUGAGUGCGUUCCACCCCGCGGCCACCCUGAGCCCACUGUCUCAUGGAAGAAGAACGGUGCCCAGCUCAAUGACAAGGACGAGCGCAUCACGAUCCGUGGUGGGAAGCUGAUGAUGGCCACCACACGCAAGAGCGAUGCUGGCAUCUACGUCUGCGUGGCCACCAACAUGGUGGGGGAGCGGGACAGCGAGCCGGCUGAGCUGGUGGUCUUUGGUGCGUGGGGGCGAGGAUGUGCUUUUGGGGGGGCUGGGGGUGGCAGGGCUGUGACAGACAGCAGCUGCCCCACAGAACGCCCCGCGUUCAGCAAGCGGCCACUAAACCAAGCGGUCCUGGUGGACGAGACGGCCGAGUUCCCCUGUGAGGCGCUGGGGGACCCCCGGCCCACAGCCCGCUGGCGCAAGGAGGACGGUGAGCUGCCACCGGGAAGGUGGGAGCUGCUGGCUGACAACACCCUGAGGAUCAGCCAGGUGCGUGUGGAAGAUGAGGGCACCUACACCUGUGUGGCCGAGAACAGCGUGGGCAAGUCGGAGGCCUCAGGCACCCUCAUCGUGCGCGUGCCCCCCCAGCUUGUCACCUGGCCCCAUGACCAGAGCGUCCCCCCUGGCCGCAGCGUGACCUUCCAGUGUGAGACCACGGGCAAUCCACCACCGGCCGUGUUUUGGCAGAAGGAAGGCAGCCAGACGCUGCUGUUCCCGGGCCAGCCCCCCCAGACGGCCAGCCGCUUUUCGGUAGCCCCCGGUGGCGCCAUGACCAUCGCCGCCGUCCAGCCGACCGACGCAGGCUAUUACCUGUGCCAGGCCAUCAGUGUGGCCGGCAGCGUCCUGGCCAAGGCGCUGCUGGAGGUGGAGGCGGCGCCCGCCGAGCGUGGGCCACCUGUCAUCCACUGGGGCCCCGCCAACCGCACGGUGCUGCCGGUGGGGGCCACGGUGUGGCUGCCCUGCUGGGUGGCCGGUGACCCCCAGCCCCACGUGGGGUGGCUGAAGGACGGCCGGGCCAUGCCGGGCCCCGAGACCCGCGCCAGCCUGCUGGAGAACGGCACCCUGCAGAUCAGCAGCCUGCGGGUGACAGACUCGGGGCAGUACGAGUGUGUGGCCACCAGCUCGAUGGGUGAGACGCGCUGGAGCGGGACCCUGCAGGUGCAAGGUGAUGGAUCUGGACUUUCCCCACCACCCCCGGAGCCUGCCAUCAUCCCUCGGCCACCCUCCACCCCCCUGGUCACCAACGUCACCAAAAGCAGUGUCACCCUGAGCUGGAAAGGGAACGAGCAAAGCGGCGGCACUACUGUCACCUACGUUGUGGAAGCUUUCAGCGAGGCAGCAGGUGGCCCGUGGCAGACAGUGGCAGCCAACGUGGAGGGCGAGACACACACGGUGAGCGGCCUCGUCCCUGACACUGUCUACCUCUUCCUGGUACGGGCAGUCAGCGCCCAUGGGCUCAGCGACCCCAGUGGAGUCUCGGAGCCCAUCCGCACCCAAGAUGCCAGCCCCACGCAGCCAGGCCUGAACCCUCAGCAGGUGCCAACGGAGCUGGCGCAAGUGGCCGUGCACCUGCAGGAGCCAGUGGUGCUGCCGCCAGGUGCCGUCCGCCUCUCCUGGACCGUGGAGCCCCCGUCGCCCUUUGUGCAGGGCUACCAGGUGCUGUACCGGCGGCGUGGUGGGCGCUGGGAGGCACGGGACGUGCGGGCACCGGGCGAGCGGGGUGCCCUGCUCACUGGGCUGCGCCGCGGCCAGGACUACGAGGUGAAGGUGCGGCCCUACUUCCACCAUCUCCAUGGUCCCGACAGUGCUGUGCGUGCCCUGCGCACCCCCGAGGCGGCCCCCAGUGCCCCACCACGGGCCGUCAGCGUGGUGGGGAACGGCACCAGCGUCCGCAUCUCGUGGCAGCCGCCACCGCUGGCUGAGCAGAAUGGUGUCAUUCGUGAUUACCGGAUCUGGUGCCUGGGCAACGAGAGCCGAUUCCACAUCAACCAGAGCGUGGAGGGGACGGUGCUGGCGACGGUGCUGCAGGGGCUAGUGCCUGGUGUCCCCUAUCGCGCUGAGGUGGCAGCGGCCACCGGGGCGGGUGUGGGUGCUCGCAGUGCACCUGUCCCCAUCCGUAUUGCACCUCCUGUGGAGCAGGAAGCGGGGCCAGUAGGCCGGGGCGGUGUGGCUGAGCACUUGGCGGAGAUGGCGAGACGGCCGGCCUUCAUCGCUGGCAUUGGCGGUGCCUGCUGGCUCGUCCUCGCUGGCUUUGGUGCCUGGCUCUACGGCCGCCGCCGGAGGAGGAAGGAACUGAGCCACUUCACGGCCUCCUUUGCCUACACGCCUACGGGUGCACCCAUGGGUGCUGCAGGGACCUGCCGCGGCCCCACUGCACCCUCGGCCCAGCCUCCAUCUCUCUCUGCGCUCGCCUUUCUGCACACCCCGGCUCCGGCGCGUGGCAGCCCCAGGGCUGCUGUUGGCGGUCACCCGUGGCUGGUGGACACGUGGUGUGGCGGUGGCACCAGCAGCCUGGACACCGCUGAGAGAUACUACAACGAGGCCGGCAUCUCCCGCUACAUCGCCCAGACGGAGCCAUUCGGGGCAGGGGCUGCUGAGGGACCCAUCUACAGCAGCAUCGAGGCGGGCGGCGAGGAGCUGCGCACCUUCCACCGCCCCUGCUCGCAGCACGGCCUCGAGCUGCCGGCCACCCUGUACGCCCACCUGGCCCCCGGCCGCCCCGAGCACGGGAAAAACCUGGGGAAAGCGGUGCAAACGCCCGUGCUGAGCUGGACAGAGCUGCUGCCCCCACCACCCUCGGCCAGCGAGCUCAGCCAAUACGCUGAGGAGGAGGAGGUGAAGGAGGAGGAAGAGGAGGAGGAGGAGGUGGAGGAAGGAGAAGAGGAGGGCAGCUUGGGGCUGGAGGACCGGUGUCCCCUCGGGGAGGGCGUCCUUCAGCCCGCCGCCUCCUCACCCGCCACCCCUGCCGGCUGCUGGUCCCCUGCCGUGCUGGCACCCACACCCCGUGAGGACAUCUGCAGCCCCCACCGCUUCGACAGCCCCCGCCUGCCCCGGAGGCCCCCCCGUGGCACAGGACCGCCACCAAGCCCCCCACCGAGCCCCCGCAGCCCAGACACAAGCGAGGGCCGCGUGCCCCGAGCCCACCGCCCCCAUGGCACAGGGAAAACCCGCUCAGAGACCCUGAAAAGUCGCCCGAAGCCCAAAGGAAGCCGCUACCGCCGGGAGCAGCAUCUGGGAGACCUGCCGCCGCCCCCGCUGCCACCCCCAGGUGAGACCCCCAGCCCCUUGCCCAGCCAGGAGCCGAGCGGUGCCGAGCGCAAGGCUGCCCAUCGCCCACCCCGCCAGGGUGACAUCGUCCCCUACAGCAAGCCCUCCUUCCUGGCCCGCAGCUGCUCCACCACUGGCAGUGCCUCGUCCCGUGGCUCCACCAGCUCCCGUGGCCACGGCUCGGGGCGCAGCCGCCACCCGGACCCGCUGUCACCCUGCCCGCCGCAUGAGGAGCGAUGAGGCAGCGUGGGGACAGUGACACAGGGACGGCGACGUUGGGGUAG